Molecule: messenger RNA, 960 nt
Organism: Pieris macdunnoughi
Lineage: Eukaryota; Metazoa; Arthropoda; Insecta; Lepidoptera; Pieridae
Source: the annotation of a GenBank genome assembly
AUGAAUAGAAACAAGAGUGAAAUUCGUUUUAUUUUUUAUGCGAGUGGCAUAUUUAUUUGUUAUUUUAUAUUUGGUAUGUUGCAAGAGAAAAUAACUAGAGGAAAAUAUGGAAACAAUGAUAAAUUUACGUGUACUCUUUCACUCGUACUCGUUCAAUGUGUUGUGAAUUAUAUUUUCGCUCAAAUUUUAAUGCUAUCUUGGAAACAUGAGAAAGAUACAACAAGCAAGAUAUAUUAUUUUUCUUCAGCACUUACCUACUUGUUGGGUAUGGUCAGCUCUAAUAUGGCUUUACAAUGGAUCAAUUACCCAACACAGGUUGUCGGAAAAGCAGCAAAACCAAUACCAGUGUUAAUACUUGGUGUAAUUUUGGGUAGAAAAGUGUAUCCUAUAAGAAAAUACUUUUUUGUAUUGCUUAUUGUGAUAGGAGUGGUUUUGUUUAUGUACAAGGAACAAGCGAGAAUGGUUGUGGAAGAAUCUCAAGGUUUAGGAGUAGGGGAGCUUCUACUGUUUUGCUCAUUGACUAUGGAUGGAUUGACUGGUGCUGUGCAGGAGAGGAUAAAAAGUGAAUCUUCUCCUACAGCCUAUUCGAUGAUGUUAAAUACAAAUGCAUGGUCAUCAAUAAUCAUAAGUGUAAGUGUUAUUCUUACUGGGGAAUGCUUCAAGUUCGUUGCUUUUGUCAACCUGUACCCUGAAGUGCUAAUCUGGCUUACAGGGUUGUCUCUAAUGGGUGCUUUGGGACAAUUAUUCAUAUUUUUCAUGGUGUCUGAAUUUGGACCUUUGCCAUGCUCCGUAGUAACCACAACCAGAAAGUUCUUCACCGUUCUGGCGUCUGUAAUUAUUUUUGGCAAUGUUUUGAUGUUAAGGCAAUGGAUUGGUGCUAUUCUUGUCUUUUCUGGUCUAUUUUUAGACAUAAUCUGCAGAAACGGAAAGAGUCCUCAAACGAAGAUAGCUAAUAAAUAA